CAACAUAUUUUACAACCUUACUAACAAGCAAACCUCUUUCUUUCCUAUGGCUUUCUCCCUUUCAUAUUCAGCCAUCGGAAACUAUGGUUUGCGGUCAUGCAUGGCGGUUGCAAACCGCGAUAGUGAUGGUACCUUUGGGCAAGCUAUGUUUCAGAAGAUUAGUAAGAGUAGAGAGUCAAGUAAAGUGAGUGUAGCAACGGAUUUUCCCCCGGUGGUUGUUCAACAACCACCGUGGAGAGAUCAGGUUGCAACGAAGGAGCGGAAGCUGGCAGCGUGGACAAGUGUCCGACAAGAUCGGUGGGAAGGAGAGCUUGUUGUGGAAGGAGAGAUCCCUCAGUGGCUGAACGGGACCUACUUGAGGAAUGGACCAGGACUAUGGCACAUAGGAGACUACAACUUCCGCCACCUUUUCGACGGCUACGCCACCAUAGUCCGCCUCCACUUCGAGAACGGACGCCUCGUUAUGGCUCACCGGCAAAUCGAAUCCGAUGCAUACAAGGCCGCAAGAAAAAAUAAUAAACUUUGUUACCGUGAAUUUUCGGAGGUCCCUAAACAUGACAAUUUCCUAGCAUAUAUUGGUGACUUGGCCAAUUUAUUCUCAGGUGCGUCCCUAACUGAUAAUGCCAAUACUGGCGUUGUUCAGUUAGGUGACGGCCGAGUGGUUUGUCUUACUGAGACAAUCAAAGGGUCGAUUGUUAUCAACCCUAAUAAUUUAGAAACUUUAGGAAAGUUUGAGUAUAGUGAUUCUUUGGGUACCUUAGUCCACUCGGCGCAUCCUAUAGUGACUGCGUCCGAAUUUUUAACAUUGUUGCCAGAUUUGUUAAACCCUGGUUAUCAAGUGGUGAGGAUGGAGCCCGGUUCAAAUGAAAGGAAGGUGAUUGGUCGGGUUGAUUGUCGUGGUGGCCCGUCACCAGGCUGGGUCCAUUCGUUUCCAGUGACUGAACAUUAUGUGGUUGUGCCCGAGAUGCCGUUAAGGUAUUGUGCACAAAACUUGUUAAGGGCUGAACCUACACCACUUUACAAGUUUGAGUGGCAUCCUGAGUCCAAAGGGUUUAUGCAUGUUAUGUGCAAAGCUAGUGGCAAAUUGGUGGCAAGUGUGGAAGUUCCUCUAUUUGUGACAUUUCACUACAUUAAUGCAUAUGAAGAUAAAGACGAAGAUGGGAGGGUAACUGGAGUUAUAGUUGAUUGUUGUGAACAUAAUGCCAAUCCUGCAAUCCUUGAUAAACUAAGGCUUCAAAAUCUCCGGUCAUGGUCUGGCGACGAUGUUCUACCCGAUGCUAGGGUUGGGAGAUUUAAAAUACCACUCGAUGGAAGUCCGAAUGGAGAACUAGUAGACGCUCUAAACCCCGAUGAACACGGAAGGGGGAUGGAUAUGUGUAGCAUUAAUCCAGCUUAUCUAGGUAAGAAAUACAGAUAUGCUUACGCUUGUGGUGCGCAACGUCCAUGUAACUUCCCCAACACCAUCACUAAGAUAGACUUCGAAGAUAAGAAAGCAAAGAGCUGGUACGAUGAAGGUUCGGUUCCAUCAGAACCUUUUUUUGUUGCACGCCCUGGGGCAACAAAAGAGGAUGAUGGGGUCGUGAUAUCAAUGGUGAGUGACAAAAAUGGCGAAGGUUACGCCCUAAUAUUAGACGCUUCAUCAUUCGAAGAAAUCGCAAGAGCAAAGUUUCCAUACGGGCUUCCGUAUGGACUUCAUGGAUGUUGGGUUCCUAAGUGUUAAAAGGGGCAAUUUGGUAAAGAAAGUGUGUAUCUAAAAUGAUGUUUAUGUACAUCUCAUUAGUCAAGUUCAUAGGAAUACUUUAUACAAAAGUAUAAUUAUAUUGUCUUAGACUCUUAGUUGGUGUACAUAUAUAUGAUGAUACAUAACAUAUUUGUUUAUACUACUUUCCUUGUAAUAAUGAUAUAUAACAUAUUUGUUUAUACUA
Molecule: messenger RNA, 1925 nt
Organism: Helianthus annuus (common sunflower)
Lineage: Eukaryota; Viridiplantae; Streptophyta; Magnoliopsida; Asterales; Asteraceae
Product: carotenoid cleavage dioxygenase 8 homolog B, chloroplastic
Exons: 6
Coding region: 47-1720 (557 amino acids)
Biological process (GO): carotene catabolic process
Cellular component (GO): chloroplast
Molecular function (GO): carotenoid dioxygenase activity
Source: RefSeq, a predicted model, not a curated record